AUGGAAGUAGAGGAAGGUGAGCGGUUACCGUUCAUGGAAGUUGAAUUGUUUCGCUCUAAUGGAACGCUCAAAAAGAAAUUGUUCGGAAAGAAGUCUUAUGCUGGGAUACUACUCAAUUUCCGGUCCCAUCACAAUUACAAGCUGAAGAUUGGAAUAAUGAGGAGCAUGAUCAUCCGAAGCCUGCGCCUUACAGAUGUAGAAUUCUGGGACGAGAAACUGGACAAAUUGACUUGGAUAUUUUUCGGCAAUGGCUACCAAAGCGAAGUAAAACACAUGAAUCUACGGCCCGUGAAAAGCCGACGGCAGAACAGUGACUAUGAAACAACAGUAAGGACGAUGAAAGAUUAA
Molecule: messenger RNA, 348 nt
Organism: Protopolystoma xenopodis
Lineage: Eukaryota; Metazoa; Platyhelminthes; Monogenea; Polystomatidea; Polystomatidae
Source: the annotation of a GenBank genome assembly